This is a messenger RNA of Cylicostephanus goldi, 327 nucleotides long. Lineage: Eukaryota; Metazoa; Nematoda; Chromadorea; Rhabditida; Strongylidae. The record is from the annotation of a GenBank genome assembly.
AUGGGCGGAAAGCGUGGACGUGCGCCUAAUGCAAACGGGCAACAAGAGCGAGUUCGGACACAUCUGCUGUUCUCAAAGCAGACAGAAAGACAGCACCAGAAACGGAAGAAACGAGCACAAAAUAAAUUGCAUCAAGUUACUCAUAAAAAAGACGAGAUUAUACAAACUGGUGCCGGCGAGCUAGAUCCAUCGCAAUGGACUGGCAAUCAAAGGGUUCUUCAUUUUGGUCCCAUGGCACAGAGGGAUCCCUACUUUUACUACUAUCCGAAGGGAUGGGAUGUGCUUUACCCUGCUCGUUUUGGAUUCUUUCCUUACCGUACUACGUGA